Molecule: messenger RNA, 7584 nt
Organism: Microcebus murinus (gray mouse lemur)
Lineage: Eukaryota; Metazoa; Chordata; Mammalia; Primates; Cheirogaleidae
Source: RefSeq, a predicted model, not a curated record
GCCCUUCGGCCGCGCUCCCCGCCCGCCCGCCCGCCGGGACGUGGUAGGGGAUGCCCAGCUCCACUGCGAUGGCAGUUGGCGCGCUCUCCAGUUCCCUCCUGGUCACCUGCUGCCUGAUGGUGGCUCUGUGCAGUCCGAGCAUCCCGCUGGAGAAGCUGGCCCAGGCACCGGAGCAGCCAGGCCAGGAGAAGCGCGAGCACGCGUCUCGGGACGGCCCGGGGCGGGUGGGCGAGCUCGGGCGCCCUGCGAGGGACGAGGGCGGCGGCGGCCGGGACUGGAAGGGCAAGAGCAGCCGUGGGCUAGCCGGCCGGGAGCCGUGGAGCAAGCUGAAGCAGGCCUGGGCGGCGCAGGGCGGGGGCGCCAAGGCCGGGGACCUGCAGUCCCGGCUCCGUGGGGACACCCCGCAGGUGGAGUCCCUGGCCGCCGCCGCCCAGGACGCGAUGGGCCCGGAACUCGAGCCCACGCCGGAGCCGCUGGAGGAGUACGCAUACCCGGACUAUCGCGGCAAGGGCUGCGUAGACGAGAGUGGUUUCGUGUACGCGAUCGGGGAGAAGUUCGCCCCUGGACCCUCGGCCUGCCCGUGCCUGUGCACCGAGGAGGGGCCGCUGUGCGCGCAGCCCGAGUGCCCGAGGCUACACCCGCGCUGCAUCCACGUCGACACGAGCCAGUGCUGCCCGCAGUGCAAGGAAAGGAAGAACUACUGCGAGUUCCGGGGCAAGACCUACCAGACUUUGGAGGAGUUCGUGGUGUCUCCGUGCGAGAGGUGCCGCUGCGAGGCCAACGGCGAGGUGCUGUGCACGGUGUCGGCCUGUCCCCAGACGGAGUGUGUGGACCCUGUGUAUGAGCCCGACCAGUGCUGCCCCAUCUGCAAAAACGGUCGAUAAUGGAGAUUAAAUAAAUCAAGUGCCUACUGUGGAGUAUGGAGACUCCAGACUGCUGUCUGCCUGCCGCUGGGCCCUCGCACUCCCCUUGAGUUGGGCUUCUUAAAAGUAAUAUCCAUUGCCAAAUUUUCCUUCAGUCAACCCUGAAAAUUUGUUCCGUGAACACGGGCAGCUCGCUCAGCCUCAGCAGGCAGACCGAGGCUGCAGAAGAGACUAAGUUCCCGGCUGUAUUUCACAGGCAGAGCCCCUCUGUCCUCGAGCUUAUCCAUUCAUACUCCUUUGCCAUUAUUCAUCUGUUAAAAGCCACUUGGUCAUUAAUACAGUGGUCUAAAAUACCUCCAGCCUGUGUCUUCAGCAAAAAGGAAAUCAAUUGUCACAAUAUACAAUGAAGCUCUUCAUCAUAAGGCCGAUCUCUCCACCACAUCCACAGCAUGAUCAAUGGCGCCAUUACCAGAGGUAACUUGAAUUGCAUCCAAAACACUUACAUGGAACACAUUCUGGUAGAAACGAUCUGUCAGUGGUAGACAGUGGGAAGACAAAUAACCCCGUGGACGACUUGCCCAAUCUGUCUCCGUCCCCAGGAGAAUGAGCCAAUGAAUAUUCUUAGCAAGAAUUUUCAGCAGGUGCUUCCAGGGAAUGUAAAAUACCCUCUUUGUUGAUCAGAAGAUGCAUUCUGCUCUUACACUAACAGCAAAACCCAAACCUUUUAUUUGUUUUUCAGGAAGAUAAACUUAAGGUAUAAAAGAGUCCAUUACCCCAGGAGGUAUCCAUAAACCUCCAAUUCUGAAAAUUGCGUCUCAUCUUUUCUAAAACAAAUGCCUUUACUUAAGAGCGGUUACAAUUUGCCAAUCCUGACAGCUAUGAACUGGAUUUAUCUUUAAUCACACAUUCACUGAGUGUCUUUUGAAAGCACAUCAGCUAUCAUUGAGUAAAGCAUUAUCAUAUGGGGGGAAAACAUUGCCAAUUCUUUAAUUAGGGAUGCUGAAAUUUUUCAGAUAAUAAAAAUUAUAUGCCUCUGGAAAGAGUGUAUUUCAGCACGUGCUCUAACUUGAUUCAGUAGCAGCUGUUUGAACAACUAUUUUGUCACCUCAGGAGCAGACUGAGCUGGGUGCAAAGGUAUACACUAGACUUCACCCCAAGGAGAGCUACCAGAUGCUGAGUGUGUCUGCACAGGGGACCUCGGGAGGAAAAGGCUAACGAUGAGUGGAGACUGAAAGCAGGCAGGUUGGGAUGCAAUGCAAGGAAGAAUUUUCUAAUCAUUAGAAUUACUCCUCUGAGGUAGUCAGAGGAUCGGGAGCCAAAUUCAGAGAUAACUACUUCCCAAAUUGGGCCAGAUGAUUUGAAGAGCCCUUCAACGAUAAAAAUCUAUUAUUCUUUCACACUGAUGCAUAAAUGCCUCAGACAUCAUUACUCAGUGAUCCAUUUUGGGUGCACAGAAAACAGUUUUCUUUUCUCCGGUUAAUUUAUGAGUUUUCUUGUUUUUCCCCAUCUUAGUUAUGUCAGUAAGUCAUCUGAUAAAUUAACAAGAUAAACACUUAAAACAUUUGUCCUUUGGUCGUUGAAGACCCAAGAGAGACCCCAAGGAGAGCGCAGAGCCUGCGGCAGACGUGCAGGAUCUGGCUGCCCCGCUGCCUCCAUGGCGCCCCCCAUCUGUCACAUGGGGUAGGUGAAGCCGGGAGAAUGUGGGCGACCUUGCCUUUGAAAUUAAAUGCUGUUUAAAGGAGGGCAGAGACCUUAGCACAUGAAGUAAAUGUGAUUAAUGUUUAUGAAAAAUGUCACGCGUCCAAAAGCACAAACCGUUCUCCACAGCCGCAUCCACUGAACUGUGAAGGACCUGGAGCCCAGACACAUGGGCCGCGCUGUGUGGCUACAGUGUAGAAGGCCGUGCUGUGUUCCUUUACCUUUGGGGGAAAGUAAAUCCCCCACAGGUUCAUAGUGGAGACGGGAACCUGUUACAAAAGGCAGAUUAACAAGAGUGAAACAAGGUCAUUAGCAUGUGUAUUUCACACGUACAGGAAAGACACCCAGAGAACGAGCAGUUCCGGGAGAGGUGGCUUUGAACUUCAGCUGAUACAGCAUCCUCAACAAAGAACAGUAAAAUUUUAGAGAUGUGACAAGACAAAGGAAAUGGUCUUCGAGUCUCUAAGGGCAGCAACGUGGGGGGAGGCGAGUGCCUGGCAGGUAAAGGCUGGUUGGCAAAGCCUGUUCACGUAGAUCCCUCCAGUACCAUCUUCAGGCCUGCAAGGGUCUAAAGCUGGCGUCCGUGGGUCACUUUUGUUCUCCCCAGCAGAAGGGGCCAGGCUGGAUGUCUUCUGUUUUUGUGGCUCUGUGUCCUGCUUUUAGGUAAAUAGAGGGAGUGCAGCAAGCUUUCCUGCAUCUGCUUCUUCUUGAUUGUCUUCAGCUCAACCAUCCUUCAUAUUUUGGGGAGGGAUAUUGCGGUCUCCCACAAUGUAUUUCCAAAGUUCUAGCCCCUUCUAAAUAAAGUGAGAUUAGAAAGACCAAGCUCCAGUUGUUACUUUGAGAGACACUGGCCCUACCAAUCUCCCUGAAACCCUUGAAGGAAAUGAUAAUGGUUUUCACCUCUUAUUAACACCCAGGGAACACGCUACCCCACAGCCUCUCUGGAUCUCUGAGCCCCUCCGGAGUGCCAGGAACGUGUCACAUGCAACUGCUCCACACCGCAGGCUCCAUGAACGAUGAUCUCUGUGGCGGCUUGAUGUCAUUAUCUAAGAUGCAGCAUCAGAAUAAUGAAGAUGCUAAGCCUUUCCUCUGGCUCCCAUGAGUAAUGAAAGCCUGAAGGAAGGGCUCAUUCAUUAAGAUUGUGUAAGCAGAGGGAGAAUAAUGGAUAUUUGUUUCAAAGAAAUUCAUUUCUGUCUAUUCUAUUCUAACUUUGGAGGAACUUUGUAGACAAUGUAAAUUUAUUUUUAAAAAUGAUUAGAGUGAAGUUCAGUUGCUGUGAGUCUUUGAACUAUGUACUUCUGAAAUGUUUCAUUAGUAAUAUUCUAAUCAAACCGAUACGAAUUAGAUUUCUGUUUCAUUGUCUAAAGAAAUGUAAAUAUGGUUGUUGCACAUACCAAGAACACUGAGGGUUAGGUUACCUACCCUAUAUUGACACUUCCCCAUCUUUUAACCUUGCAGUGCCUUUGCAAUCCCUGAUUAAACUGGCAAAAAUUUGCCCUGGAAACUUACCAAAAAGAUGAAAAUUGACAGUCAUACCUCAACAGUGCACACACAAUCACAGGCUUAGGAAGGCUGCAGGACAGGAGUUCUGUGCAGGAUGAGUGUGGUCAGGGGUGAGCUGUCCUUCAGCCUGAGCUCAGACCUGCCCCCAGCCUGCAGCUGAGUUGCCCAGCCCUCCCACACGAGGAUUCUGGAAUAAGGGCAGGUUUUUCGUGUUAGGCAAUUUUAUCACAACAAAAGUCAUACCUAAUUUGUUUCAUAAAGCUUUUUGCAUUUUGCAACUAAUCCAUUCGUUAGCAAUGAGGAAGGGAGGGAGGGUGAACAUUUAGCCAACUUUUAGUAUUGAUUUUUGCUUUUGCAUGGCUACUGCUGAUGAAUGUCUAAUUUGCACACUUUGUCCAGUCAUUGUUGGGGACUGUAGUGAACUGACCAGAUACAAACAAACUGGAAGACAUAAAUUUUUUAGUGAAAAAUUUAGUGCUUAUUUUAAGACUAUCUAAAAGCAAUGAUUUAACACAUAUGGCAGUAGGAGGCACAUUACUUAUCACUCUCUGAGCAAUGAAUUCUCACUGAGAGCGGACGACUCUUAGUCUAGAAUAAUGUCAUUUAUUAUCAACUGCAAGUUUUUUUGAUAUGAAAAGUAAAACAACUGCUAUUAAUAUAUUGACUCUACUAGUAAAAGAAAAAAGUAAACAUUAAUUAAUGUCAGUUUUGUAUCAAUCAUAUAUACUUCAAGUAGAAAAUCAAUUCAGUAGUUUUUAAAAACAAAGUAUUUUUUUAUAAUUCUAUUCUUGGAAUCAAAACAAAGCUUUAUAAAGUUAAUUCCAUCUAAGUUAAGACUAUCUAAGGCUAUUGCUAAUUAUGUUUUAAAUUCAUUUUAAACGUUCAGCAUUGGAAGUAAAAUUAUUUUUUGACAGAUAAUGUGAAUAAUUCUUUUCAAGAGCAGUGCCAUCAUAAAAACCAUAACCAUAAUCUCACUAACUUAAGAAACCAAUAGAAUAGAAAUGCACUUGAAUUGAUUGUGUUGUACAUAUUAUUCAUAAUUAUAUUCAAACAAGCUGUAAUAUUCCAGGAAUAAAUAUACAAAGUAUAACUGUCAAAAAUUUUAAAUACUCUCAUAAACCUAUCUUUUUAUGAAAAAAAAAUUCUCCACCUUGCAGUUGUGCCUUCUUUCAGUUGGAUUUUCUUUAGAAAUGGUUGAACCUUAGAAGCAUUGCUUUGAAGUCAGCCUAAAUGCUUAGUUUUUUUAUAUAUAAAUGAAUUCUUUAUAUUUUGGCUGCAUGUUUCUUUCAAAAUCAAUUGGAAAUCUUUAAUUAAAGUAUUCAACAAAUAGAAAAAACCCCAGCUUUCGAAGUUUUAGAAAUCUGCCAUUGUUGAAAUAAUUAACAAUUAUACGAUAUCGUAUAUAAGUUGUACAGUGUUUUAGUUUCUUCUUAAUUCAUAUGCGGUGAGGAUCCCUCACAUAGAAUAAAAAGCCCGUCUCUUAACUCUCAGUUCAGUUCUCACCCCUACCCCUUGCCCUAGCAACUGCUGGUCCUCUGCUCUCCCUGUAGUUCUUCUGACCUGCGUUUUACAGAAUUCCGUAGGAAUGGAGUCAUAGAGUGUGAGUCUUUGUGUCUGGCUCCUUUCACUUAGUGGCAUGUGGGGAUUCGCCCCUGUUGUGUGCAUGUCACUUCCAUUUUACAGUUGAGCAGCGUUCCCUUGUAUGGAUAGACCACACUUUCUUCAUUUACUCCUGAUGCACAUUUGAAUUGUUUUCAGUUCCUGACUAGUAUAAAUAAUGCUGCUGUGAGCAUUCAUAGAUAAACCUUUGUGUAGAAAUAUGUUUUUAUUUAUUUUGGGUAGAUGCCUAGGAAUGAGACUACUGGGAGUGAGUGGGUGUGUUUUACUUUGUAAGAAACCAUCAAACAGUUUUGCAAAGUGGCUGUUUUUUGAGCAUUCCUCUCAUGGUACAUGAGUGUUCCAGCUUGUUUUGUAAUUAUAUGAUAUUAGCCACGAUUAUAAGGUUCUUUGGAUGGUAGGAUAACACAGAGGCCCCGGAAAGGCAGAACUCUUUGUCACUUGCAGCAAGGGUCGCCCCUUGGGGCCACAUGGUGGGCUGUGUCCAGGGACAGCAAGCUGGAACCACAGGACGCACCUCCUGGAGGCAGGUGGGGUGGAGUGAGGCUCCUGGAGCUUGCUGGGAUUCCUGGAGCUUCGGCACGUUGAGUAAUUGCCAGGAAGAAGGGGCCAUUGCUGGGUGUUGGCUGUUCUGGGGCCUCUGGUGGUUGGGUACAUGUGUAUCACAACCCAGCAGUGUUGGAGCCCCAUUGGGAAAGUAGGGUGAUAGGGGGACCAGCAAACUGCCUGCAGAGGGGAAAUGAGGGUUUUCAGCCAUGACAUCAAAUCUGGCUCAAAACAGCCCUUGUGAAAUACUACACAGUCACUCCUCAUCAUUGCCAACACUUGGUUCUGACAAUGCUUAAUUUUAGAAAUUCUAGAAGGUCUGGUGGACUUCCAUUAGCGUUUCCAUGCCUGCCGGUGGGAGCGCCUUUUCAUGCGGUGUGCAGCCAUUUGCACGGCUGAUUUUGUGGAGGGCCUGCUCAGACCCUGGCUCGCUUCUGUUGAGCUUUGUGAUUGUUGUUAGUGAGUCCAAGAGUCCGCACGACUGCCCUGUCUGACAUGUAUACAUGUCUGUAUACAUGGUGAGCAGCUCCCUGCGGUCUGUGCCUUGCCUUUUCAUGUCUUAAAACGGUGCCUUUCAAAGAACAGAAGCUUUUAAUUUGGAUAAAGUUCACUUAAUCAGUUUUUCUCUUUUGGAGAAAAACUUUUUGUGUCCUAUGAAAUAUUUGCCUAAUCCAAUGUCACAAAAGUUUCUCUUGUGUUGUUUCCAGAAGUUUUAUAAUUUUGGCUCUCAGAUUUAUUGUCUGUGCCCCAUACUGUCUGUGUGUGGAGGGGUAAGGGUUGAUGUUCGCUUUUUUGCCAAUGUUGAUACCCAGUUUUCCAGCACCAUUUUUUGAAAAGCUUGUCAUUUCUCUAUUGAAUUAUCUUGACUUUUUUGGUCAAAAAUCAAUUCACCCUAUAAAUGUGGGCCUGUGUCUGGACCGUUUAUUCUGCACCAUUGAUCUACAUGUUUAUCCUUAUGCCAAUGUUAAACUCUUGGUUACUCUAGAAUUAAGUUUGGAAAUCAAGUACCAUAAGAUGUCCAAAUUUAUAUUUUAAAUUGCUUUGCCCUUUCAAUUGUCACAAAAUUUUAAAAUUGGCUCAUCAGUUUCUCCACAAAUCCUAAUUGGAUUUUCACUGGGAUUACAUUGAAUUUACAGAUUAAUUUUGGGAGAAUAGACAUCUUAACCAAAUUGUUUUCCAAUCCACGAUGAACGUAAAUGAACAGAAUAUGAACAAAAUAUCUCUCCGUUAUUUAGGUCUUCUUUAAUUUCUCUCGGUGAUAUUUGUAGUUUUUAUUGUGCAGGUUUUAUAUAUCUUUUGUUCAGUUAAUUCUUAGUGUUAUGUUUUUCCUAAUAUUACAUGAAAAUAUUUUAUUAAA